GCUGCCGGGGCUGCCUAGAUCUUGCACUCGCUGGAAAGCAGCUCCAGGCCAGGUGCUAUUGCAAGGCCAGAGCGCACAGCACCUCGGAGAGAGCUGAUCCUUGCUCAGAUCCAGGCACCCCGCGGCCAAGGCGGAGGACGAAGAGUCCAGGCUCGGGUCCUGGACUUGUUCCCCAGCUCCGGAGCGCCUCUCGAUCCUACAGCAGCCUCUUGGCAGCUGCAGCCCUGUGGGUGCCUCCAACUCCGUGCUGGAAUAAAAAGUUCCCGCGCUCCGGCCAACCCGAAGCACUUCUUUCUAAGGGACUCGCUCGAGCUUUGGCUGCCAGCUCUGCGCGAACUUUCUAAUCAAAGUGAUCGUGAUUUUUAAGCAUCCGGAGCAGUCCCGCGGAGCUCGGCUCGCCUAACCAGAAUAAAGGGUUCGCUGCGCUGCAGUGUGCGGUGUCAUGCAGCCAGCAGUCCCUUUGGAGUCACGCAAGCAGAGGCCCCGCUCCGACAUGGGGCACGUCCAGCGGGCAGCUAAGUCUCGGAGCUCUCCGCCUUCACUCACGCUGCCGCUGCUGCUCGCUUCCGUAGCAAUGCUGCUGUGUGUGCGGGGCGCACAAGGGCGCCCCGCGGAGGAGGACGAGGAGCUGGUGCUGCCUUCCCUGGAGCGCGCCCCGGGCCCCGAUUCCAUCACCCGCCUCCGUCUGGACGCCUUUGGCCAGCAACUGCACCUGAAGUUGCAGCCGGACAGCGGUUUCUUGGCUCCUGGCUUCACCCUCCAGACGGUGGGGCGCAGCCCCGGGUCCGAGGCACAGCAUCUGGACCCCACUGGGGACCUGGCGCACUGCUUCUACUCUGGCACGGUGAAUGACGACCCCAGCUCCGCAGCCGCCCUCAGCCUCUGUGAAGGCGUGCGCGGUGCCUUCUACCUGCAGGGCGAGGAGUUCUUCAUCCAGCCAGCGCCUGCGGUCGCCACCGAGCGUCUGGUCCCCGCCGGACCAGCGGAGGAGUCACCCGCCCCGCCGCAGUUCCACAUCUUGAGGCGAAGGCGGCGGGGCAGCGGCGGAGCCAAGUGUGGUGUCAUGGACGACGAUGAGACCCUGCCAACCAGCGACUCACGACCGGAAAGCCAAGACCCCCGGAAUCAGUGGCCGCGACGAGACCCCACGCCGCAAGGCGCGAGAAAGCCAACAGGACCUGGCAGCGUAAGAAAAAGGCGGUUUGUGUCCAGCCCUCGUUAUGUGGAAACCAUGCUCGUGGCUGACCAGUCCAUGGCUGACUUCCACGGCAGCGGUCUAAAGCAUUACCUCCUAACCUUGUUCUCCGUGGCAGCCAGGUUUUACAAGCACCCCAGCAUCAGGAAUUCAAUUAGCCUGGUGGUGGUCAAGAUCUUAGUCAUCUAUGAGGAGCAGAAAGGUCCGGAGAUUACCUCCAAUGCUGCCCUCACCCUGAGGAAUUUCUGCAGUUGGCAGAAACAACACAACCCUCCCAGUGACCGGGAUGCCGAGCACUAUGACACAGCCAUUCUUUUCACCAGACAGGAUUUGUGUGGCUCCCACACAUGUGAUACUCUCGGGAUGGCUGAUGUUGGAACUGUGUGUGACCCCAGCAGAAGCUGUUCUGUCAUAGAAGAUGAUGGUUUACAAGCUGCCUUCACCACAGCCCAUGAGUUGGGCCACGUGUUUAACAUGCCACAUGAUGACGCAAAGCACUGUGCCAGCUUUAAUGGUGAGGGCGGAGAUUCUCAUCUGAUGGCCUCCAUGCUUUCCAGCUUGGACCAUAGCCAGCCAUGGUCUCCCUGCAGUGCCUACAUGGUCACAUCAUUCCUGGAUAACGGCCAUGGGGAAUGUUUGAUAGACAAGCCCCAGAACCCCAUCAAGCUCCCAUCCGAUCUCCCUGGUACCUUGUACAAUGCCGACCGUCAGUGUCAGUUUACAUUUGGAGAAGAAUCCAAACACUGCCCUGAAGCAGCCAGCACAUGUACCACCCUCUGGUGCACCGGUACCUCCGGUGGCUUACUGGUGUGCCAAACAAAACACUUUCCCUGGGCAGAUGGCACCAGCUGCGGAGAAGGAAAAUGGUGUGUCAGUGGCAAGUGUGUGAACAAGACCGACAUGAAGCAUUUUGCUACCCCUGUUCAUGGAAGCUGGGGGACAUGGGGACCCUGGGGAGACUGUUCAAGAACUUGUGGUGGAGGAGUUCAGUACACAAUGAGAGAAUGUGACAACCCAGUGCCCAAAAAUGGAGGGAAGUACUGUGAAGGCAAAAGAGUACGCUAUAGGUCCUGUAACAUUGAGGACUGUCCGGAUAAUAACGGAAAAACUUUCAGAGAGGAGCAAUGUGAAGCACACAAUGAGUUCCCAAAAGCUUCCUUUGGGAAUGAGCCCACUGUGGAAUGGACACCCAAGUAUGCUGGCGUCUCGCCAAAGGACAGGUGCAAACUCAUCUGUCAAGCUAAAGGCAUUGGCUACUUCUUUGUUUUACAGCCCAAGGUUGUAGAUGGCACUCCCUGUAGUCCAGACUCUACUUCCGUCUGUGUGCAAGGACAAUGUGUAAAAGCUGGUUGUGAUCACAUCAUAGACUCCAAAAAGAAGUUUGAUAAAUGUGGCGUUUGUGGAGGAAAUGGCUCCACCUGCAAGAAAAUAUCAGGAUCAGUCACUAGUACAAGACCUGGGUAUCAUGACAUUGUCACAAUUCCUGUUGGAGCUACCAACAUUGAAGUGAAACAUCGGAAUCCAAGAGGGUCCAGAAACAACGGCAGCUUUCUAGCCAUCAAAGCUGCAGAUGGUACCUAUAUCCUGAAUGGAAACUUCACUCUGUCCACACUAGAACAAGACCUCACUUACAAAGGUACUGUCUUAAGAUACAGUGGCUCCUCGGCAGCGUUGGAAAGAAUCCGCAGCUUUAGUCCACUCAAAGAACCCUUAACUAUCCAGGUUCUUAUGGUAGGCCAUGCUCUCCGACCCAAAAUCAAAUAUACCUAUUUUGUGAAGAAGAAGAAGGAGUCAUUCAAUGCUAUCCCCACUUUCUCAGAGUGGGUGAUUGAAGAGUGGGGGGAAUGCUCCAAGUCAUGUGGAUCAGGUUGGCAGAGAAGAGUCGUUGAGUGCCGAGACAUUAACGGGCGUCCUGCAUCCGAGUGUGCAAAAGAAGUGAAGCCAGCCAGUACCAGACCGUGUGCAGACCUGCCUUGUCCACACUGGCAGGUGGGGGAUUGGUCACCAUGUUCCAAAACUUGUGGGAAAGGUUAUAAGAAGAGAACCUUAAAAUGUCUGUCCCAUGAUGGAGGAGUGUUAUCCAAUGAGAGCUGUGAUCCUCUGAAGAAACCAAAGCAUUACAUUGACUUUUGCACACUGGCACAGUGCACUUAAACAGUUUGAGAACAAGGUGGCAUGGGAGGGCUGAUACACAGAGAUCAAGAGUGCUGGAGGGAAUCCCAUGAAUCAAACCA
This is a messenger RNA of Peromyscus eremicus (cactus mouse), 3429 nucleotides long. RefSeq names its product ADAM metallopeptidase with thrombospondin type 1 motif 1 (gene Adamts1). The coding region runs from base 443 to 3349 and encodes 968 amino acids. The record is from RefSeq and is a predicted model, not a curated record. Gene Ontology annotation, cellular component: extracellular matrix. Gene Ontology annotation, biological process: extracellular matrix organization; proteolysis. Gene Ontology annotation, molecular function: zinc ion binding; metalloendopeptidase activity. Lineage: Eukaryota; Metazoa; Chordata; Mammalia; Rodentia; Cricetidae. The transcript is spliced from 9 exons.